CAAGAGCCGUUGACCGUUCGCUUUAUUUCUAUUUCUAAUUUUUUAUGUUAUUUUUUUCUUCGUAAUAUUUUCGUCAAAUUUUGCGGAUUCAAUCAUCAAUAUUCAAUACCACCCGCAGACACCAAAUCGUUGAUUCAUAGCAGUUUAUGAAUACCUUUUUCUCGGGCAGAGAAACAAACAGUUAAUCGCCGGCGGCUGGCUGUUUAUCAAUAUCUCUUUUAUUUGUUUUUUUCAACGAUCGUUUGUGGUUGGAAAUUGGAUUUUUCUCGGGCCCUUUCUGAUUGGCGGGAGUUCGAAUUUUGUUAAAAGUUUCGGUUUUUGGCUUUAUUUGGUGUUGUACAGAGGGAUUGCAGUUCACCCAACUUUGUGUUUUGCUACUUCGCAUCAAAUCAUUUUAGAUGAAGAAUUCAUGUAUAGAUAGAUAGAUAUAUUUUUUGUAGAGAGAGAAAUGGGGGUUUCGGAUAAUACGAGGGGAUUGUUAUUGGCAAUGGUGUCGAGUUUGUUUAUUGGAACGAGCUUUAUUUUUAAGAAGAAAGGUCUUCUGCGAGCUGCUGCUGCUGGUACACGCGCAGGUGUUGGAGGCUACACUUACUUGUUAGAACCUCUUUGGUGGGCCGGCAUGAUUUCUAUGAUUGUUGGGGAGAUUGCGAAUUUCGUUGCUUAUAUAUAUGCCCCUGCUGUUCUUGUUACCCCUCUUGGUGCAUUGAGCAUAAUCGUUAGUGCUGUUUUAGCACACUUUCUGUUGAAGGAACCACUGCGACAGAUGGGAAUUUUGGGGAUUGUGUCUUGCAUAGUUGGAUCGGUUGUAAUUGUCGUUCAUGCCCCUCAAGAACACACUCCAUCUUCUGUUCAGGAAGUCUGGGAUUUGGCAUCUCAGCCAGCAUUCCUCAUUUAUGUGGCAGCUUCGGUAUCUCUAGUGCUACUUCUCAUUUUGUAUUUGGAGCCACUCUACGGGCAAACAAACAUACUCGUUUACUUAGGAAUUUGCUCCUUAUUGGGAGCAAUCACGGUAAUGAGCGUGAAGGCUGUUGGGAUUGCAAUAAAACUCACCUUGGAGGGGAUUAAUCAAUUUGGAUCCACUCAGACUUGGUUUUUCCUUUCAGUUGCCGUGUUUUGUCUGAUCACGCAGUUGAAUUAUCUGAACAAGGCGCUCGACACCUUCAAUGCUGCAAUCGUCUCUCCUAUACACUAUGUGAUGUUCACUACUCUGACCAUAAUUGCCAGCUCCAUAAUGUUUAAGGACUGGUCGGGUCAGAAUGCGAGCAGCAUAACCUCCGAGGUGUGCGGAUUCAUCACAGUUCUCUCGGGGACGCUCAUUCUGCACAUGACCAGAGAAGAGGAGGCGUCGCCACCUCCAACAGGAACCAUUAUUUGGUACGAUGGAGACUCAUCAAAGGCUUUGGAAGGGGCUCAUUUUAUCUCACUGAAUAGCUCAGAUUACUUUGAACUUGUCUCUGGAGAUAAGUGAGUUGUUGUAGCAUGAUUUUAGGCAGUGGAAUCUGCAGCAGGUUUACGACCGCCGUGGGUGGCUGAGCCACCGCCUCUGCCUCCACCGCGCCUUUUCGCCUCGACCGGCUGCAGCAAGGGCGGAAGGGGAGAUGAUGUUGUGAUAUAGGGAGGUGUGUGGCUUUCUUUCAACCAUUUUUUUUGCAUCAGUGGGGUCAUGUUCUUGAGUAUUUUGUGAGUAGAAUUUGUAAAUUAUUUGCUUCUUCUUCUUCUUCUUCUUUUUUUUUUUUUUUUUUUUUUUUUUUUGGAUUUUGGAACUAUUAUUAUUGAUUGGCUUGUGACAAAAUGGGGGUCCAUUGAGUUUCAAGUGUCUAGUUUUUACCAAUGAGAUAGAGAGACCUACUUCACAAUUUGUAUUGCACAAAAA
Salvia miltiorrhiza (redroot sage) is the source of this 1873-nucleotide messenger RNA. Its product is annotated as probable magnesium transporter NIPA6. Gene Ontology annotation, biological process: magnesium ion transport. Gene Ontology annotation, molecular function: magnesium ion transmembrane transporter activity. NCBI's taxonomy places the organism in Eukaryota, Viridiplantae, Streptophyta, Magnoliopsida, Lamiales, Lamiaceae. The record is from RefSeq and is a predicted model, not a curated record. The transcript is spliced from 9 exons. Gene Ontology annotation, cellular component: membrane. Bases 449 to 1468 code for a protein of 339 amino acids.